AUGGCUCAAUCAGGCUCUAUGAAGCUACUUGGUGCACGCAACAUGAGUUGCAUUGUGGAGCGCAUGGAGUGGAACAACAAAAUGGAUCUCAUUGCCUACGGCACCGAAAAAGGCGAGGUAAUCAUUCAGCGCCUCAACUGGCAGAAAAUUGUCACAUUUCCCACGCCAGGCGAGGAUGUGCGCGUACGUUCCCUCAGCUGGCAAAUGGAUGAGACACUGCUGGCGGUCGGCUACAGUAAUGGCAAGGUGGCGCUGCUGGAUGCGGAAAGCGAGACUAUAAUAUCGGGAUUGAUCUACGAUGAUGACAUUAAGAAGGUCUUCUUUAGCAAGGCAAUUAACUCAAAGGAGAAACUCGACAGCUACACAUGCAACUCAAAGGACAAGCACAAACGAUAUUUACUAAAGCUGCCGCCGCUGACGAAUAUUGAUCCGUGCCUGAAAACGCUCGAUCAGAAGUCGUUUCCCAAAGGAUCGCCCUGUUUCCUUGUGGUAAUCAUGCGCAGCGGUAAAGUGCAUUUACUGUUGCUUGGCGCCCUGCAAGCGGGCAGCAUCGAUUUAACGCAACAUAUACUGCAUCCCGAGGAGUUUGAUGUGUACGAUGUCCGUCUAAAUGGUGACUUUAAUGCCAUUUAUGCAUUGCUGCGCGACGGACACCAGCUGAAGCUGUUGCACUUUCAUAAUCAAGUGCUGGAGGAUUGUAUAUCGCCCAUGCUGGAGCUGGCUUCCCACUGUGCCCACAUACUGGAGACCAAAAAUUAUAUUAACGACACACAACAAUGCCUUUUGGAGGCAUGGGAGACAGUUCAACUGGAAAUGGACAAUAAGCUGACCAAGUAUGCCAAUUCACAGGCGUAUGGCAUGAUUUCGGCUUAUUUUCUGGAGCUGCAUGUUUUCGGUUACGCCACCCUGGAGGUCGAGGAGUUUCUGUUCGAAGGAUUAACAGAGAAGGGCUUCAAGAAGAUCGCCAACUCGGUGGAUCUAAGCCUCAAGAAUCUGCAGGGAUUAGUCUUCAAGCAACUAACUGGAGCAGCCGUUAACAUGUUCUAUUUUCUCAAUACAAUUGCUGGCUUUGGACGCAUGUCGCAUUUCUUUGAAGCACUUAUCUCUCCGGAUGUGGCCAGCGAAGCAAUGCGCGCCUGUGGCGCCUUCCUUCUCAAGGUGCACGAGCUGCAGCGCACCAUUGAUAUUUUGGUGUCCAACAUGAAGCUGUUUCACUCUUGGAUGAUAUUCACCAUACUGCGUCUGUCGCAUCAAGAGAUACCCGAUGAUAUGAUCUUUAGUGGCAAGGAGAAUAUUGCGCUGGCUGAAUUCUUUUGCGCCAUGGAACCAGACCUGCCCGAUGCAUGUGAAGCCGAUGAUGUUAGCCAAGAAGAAAGCUCUGCCACAAGGUCUGCAGCAACAGCAGAAGAUGAUGAAUUGUCUGACGAUGCUAGUGCCAUUCCGAUGGUGACAACGCGUACCAAAUUCAAUUUAGAGCGCGUCGGCCAGUAUCUAGAGAAUGCAUAUCUAACGCAAUUGCAGUCGGUGGAUCCUACACAGCUUUGGACGCGCCUCCUGGCGGAGAACGAUUGUCUGGCGCAGUGCAGUCUGCUGGUGCCGCAUGACAAGAAGCUAUCGCUGAUACAGCAGCGCGACAAGAUGUUUAACGCCAUCGACGCCGUAUUCCACAAGCCCACGGAGAGCAUCAGUGGCAGCUUCAAGUUAACCACGACAGUCAUCUGCUACGAUCUGCCGCAGUAUAUCGUCGAAUCAGCGCUAGACGAGGAACACGAACUGAAUUAUGAUUUUGUCAACUGCAGCUACCAUGUGCAUGAGGCCACCAAAUGUGAUAUGCUUGCGGUGACUGUCAGGUGGCAGGAAGCGAUGAUUCUGGAAUUCAGUCGCGCCGACGAUUGUUUGCUCCGGUGCACGCGUGUUCAUUUGCAGCCGGGCCCGUUUACGCCACAGUUGCACGAGAACUACUACAAUCUGCGCAUCGUUGAUAUUCAGUUCUACAACGAAUCAUCGAUAUCGAUGCUGGCGCAGACAUUGUUACCAACCCCUGGCGUUCGUCCGCACAGCUACUUUUUGCAGUUUGCGUUGAGCGCGACGCGGAAUCAGAGCACACAGCAUCAGAUGGCGCCACUGGUUAAGCUUCCGGAUGCGACAAUGGCGCACAGCAUUCACGAUAUUCCCGAUGCAGUCACAUUUAAAGGCUUGGACGGCGUCUGUGAAAUGCUGGCCGUAUCGGGCAGUCGCAAGGUGGCCACCGUUCUCUCUGACCGCCGUCGCAAAAUGACCAUAUUUGAAAUGGAGAUAGAAGAGGAGGAGGACGAUACGGAAAUGUCACAGGCAUCGUUCUUGGAUAUGAGCAAAGAUUCUGUGCUAGCCACCGGUGCCAACGAAUCGGACAAACUCGAGGCGUAGUAUUACGCUAAAUGAUAAAUGGAUACGAGUCGUUGAAAUCUCUUCAAAUGAAUGCACAAUUGUGGGCCAUUUCUAACAUUUGUCUCUAUUUCAUUUUUCUUCUUUUGUUACUACUCUUUACUUAGCAAAGAUAUA
Molecule: messenger RNA, 2541 nt
Organism: Drosophila grimshawi
Lineage: Eukaryota; Metazoa; Arthropoda; Insecta; Diptera; Drosophilidae
Gene: APC4
Product: anaphase-promoting complex subunit 4
Exons: 5
Coding region: 1-2406 (801 amino acids)
Biological process (GO): protein K11-linked ubiquitination; anaphase-promoting complex-dependent catabolic process; positive regulation of mitotic metaphase/anaphase transition
Cellular component (GO): nuclear periphery; anaphase-promoting complex
Molecular function (GO): protein binding
Source: RefSeq, a predicted model, not a curated record